This is a messenger RNA of Neodiprion fabricii, 1546 nucleotides long. RefSeq names its product protein canopy 4 (gene CNPYb). Gene Ontology annotation, molecular function: signaling receptor binding. Lineage: Eukaryota; Metazoa; Arthropoda; Insecta; Hymenoptera; Diprionidae. The coding region runs from base 373 to 1098 and encodes 241 amino acids. Gene Ontology annotation, cellular component: endomembrane system. The transcript has 5 exons. The record is from RefSeq and is a predicted model, not a curated record.
ACAUCGAGCGCGAUUAUCUCAUAUUCUCUGAUCGUUCGUAGAGAUAAUGGUCCAUGAAUGAAUUUACAAUCCCUCGUCGAAACGUGGCCCAAUUGUUUUGUCUGUCAUAUUAUAUAGAAUACUGUGUCAACACCAGAUUGGCCAAUGAAUGGCUUCCGCUCUAAAGGAAAAAUCGUUUGAACACUUGACAUGAAUGCGUUCAAUGCGAUGCUGGCAGUGGUUGACAUGCCUAUUUGGACUAACCGUGUGAUAAACGGGUACGCCGGUCAUUUUAAACAUUUCGAAAUCAACAACUCACUCAGUAAUAAGCUACAUGAAAAUGUGAUAAACUGAAUAAUUUCUAAUGAUAUUUCAGUCGCGUCUCGUCAUUUUAUGUCCAACACGCGCUGUUACAAAGUGAAUAAAACCAUGUACAAGACAAUAGUAGUGAUUCUCUGUGUACUGCACGCCGUUUAUGGAGGACCAGAAGAAGAGGAAGGUGUAAAAUACGCUAAUAAAUGCGAAGUGUGCAAAGUUCUUGCCACGGAGCUCGAGGCUCGGUUGGAAGAAACAGGAAAAUCUCGAGAUGUUUUGGAAAUAGGUUACUCGGUAGACGAUGUGGCUCCAAAGAAGAAGAAAGAAUACAAGAAAUCAGAACUGAGAUUGGUUGAAUCUCUCGAGGGAAUAUGCGAAAGAAUACUCGAAUACAAUAUUCAUAAGGAAAGGGAAGACAGCACCAGGUUUUCCAAGGGAAUGAGUCAAACCUUCAAAACUCUGCAUGGUCUAGUGGACAAGGGUGUGAAGGUCGACUUGGGUAUACCAUAUGAACUUUGGGACAAGCCAUCAGUAGAGAUAACUACGCUAAAAACUCAGUGUGAGUCUCUGCUGGAAAAUCAUGAAGGUGACAUUGAAGAAUGGUAUUUUGAACAUCAAGGAAUUAUUCCAUUGAGCCGAUAUCUGUGUUCCGAUCGGGCAUUGAAAGGACAAGAUGACACUUGCUUAAAGGAAAAGGGUGAAACUGGACGACCUAAAAUCGAACAAAAGAAAAAUAAGAAGAAUUCUCGUAAAAACAAUAAAGAAAAUGAAAACAGACCAAAGAAUGAGAAAGAAGAAUUAUAAGAAUACUUGCGCAUAAAUAGUUGUAAAUAAAAAUAUUCUUACCAAAACGUUCUCUAAAGAAAAUCUUGUACCAGUAAUUAUACAUCCAUUUUAAACGAGGUUGAAGUUGAUCUAAAUAUAACGAUGCAUUUUCAAGAAGACUCGUUAUUUUGUAACUUUACUGUUGUGUGAAAUUCAGCGACCCAAUGGAGCAUUAAGAAACUCAUAUUUGCAAAUUCAACCCCUUCAGAGUUGUUCUGAAGCUCUAAGAUGGUAACUUUUCAUAUAAUUAUUCGUAACGGUAACGUUACUAGCUUUACCUGCGUUAUUAUAAAGUAUCUAUUUUAGAGAUGUGUAAAGAAAAGUUAUAAUUUUCAAUAGUGCAAAUUUAUUAUAUCGAUUUCAUUUAUGCCAUAAUUAAACAAAAUUAUUGUGACUCAUUUUAUAAUAAAUCAGUUUUUAUAGCUAA